Messenger RNA from Mycena indigotica, 1287 nucleotides. RefSeq lists its product as uncharacterized. The coding region runs from base 1 to 1287 and encodes 428 amino acids. NCBI's taxonomy places the organism in Eukaryota, Fungi, Basidiomycota, Agaricomycetes, Agaricales, Mycenaceae. The transcript is spliced from 7 exons. The record is from RefSeq and is a predicted model, not a curated record.
AUGCCCAUUGCUUUCCGCCUGCUUAGAAACGACGCCAUCCUGCCCAGUCAUACACGAAACUUGCUCUUGCCGUCAUACACGCCCACUACCCACCCAGAGACGCUUUCUCGUUUCCGCAUCCGUGCUGAUUCCGUCUCGUCUGAACCCAGCACAACAAGCUCGCCAGCAUCCACCAGCCCCGCCUCUUCCUCGGCGCGUUCAUCUUCUUCAAGUGAUAUCUCUGUCUCAUCCAGGUCAAAUAGCGUGUCUGUCUCUCCUAGCUCAUCCUCCAUGUCGAGUUCAUCGCCAGCUAGUUCCUCGAGACGAUCUUCGUCUUCCAUAACACGAUCUUCGUCCUCUGCCAAGCCUCCGAUAUCGUCCUCGUCAUCUGCUCAUCCAAGCUCACAAAUUCCAUCCUCGAGUGUCACGCGCCCUCAACUGUUUUUUCCCACAACCCCAGCCACGGUCGGAAACGCAGGAGGCGGAACUCCGUUUGCACGCAAUGUUGGGGGAAUUGUGGGUGUUGCGAUUGGUGCCUUAGUGGCCAUCGUUGUGGGGGGAAUCCUGCUAUUUCUUGUCUGCCGUCAGUUUUCCCCCCGGCGACGAAACACGCGGCGAACUCGAGAGCUGGAGUUAUCUGCUGCAGGUGUCGAUUUGGAUAGGCUUGAUGGGGCUCGCUCACCCCAUUACUCGCUCCGGAGAGGUGGCGUUGCUAGCCCUCCCCGUCCUCCAAUGCCAAAUGCACCCGCGUCAAGUUCUUCGGUCGCUGCUCUCCUCGCCCGCUUCCGUCGACGAUCAAGUAUGCGGACACCACAGUCUGAGCGAUUCGAGGGUGGGACCAAUGCAAUCGCUGGAACACCCCCGCUUGCGCCCGCGCCAAUAGCCAUUCCUCCCCAGAGCACCAUCCUCGACAAUGCUUCCCCAACAUCAGCGACAUUUUCACCAAUAGUCGCGCCAUCUCCAAGACCGGGCUCACUUCUGAAUCCGCGACAGUAUCCCGACUCUGACCCGCGUCCCCUCAGUCCUCCUCCACUCGCACCGUGGUUGGCACAGCCUGGUGAUGCUACUCCUCCAGCGUCACAGCCUGUCGGAGAGGGUGAGCGUGUGGGUACACCGCAAGGUUUACUGAGACCCAGCCUCGCGACCUUGCAACACCCGUCGUUUAUGGAUCACGUGGACUAUUCAAGGCCCAUCAGUGGUCGCAUCGCACUGCGCGCCAACAGCGAGCAAACCAUAACGACGCCGGAGCUUGAGCUAGGACCACUUAUAUCUAACGCGGACGAACUUCCUGGACAUCACGCUCUUUGA